Molecule: messenger RNA, 2010 nt
Organism: Rubroshorea leprosula
Lineage: Eukaryota; Viridiplantae; Streptophyta; Magnoliopsida; Malvales; Dipterocarpaceae
Source: the annotation of a GenBank genome assembly
AAGAAUUUCGAAUUGUGUUCAGGAAUUGGUGAGGUGGGUGAAGAGGGAUUCGAUUCAGAAUCAUAGUUUUCGUUGAAACAAGUCGGAAUGGAUGAGAAAUCGCACCAGCAGGGUGAUACUUCAGUUUUUCAAGGAACAAACAAUUACCCAUAUUCCAAUUCAUUGGCUAACUCGCACGCCGCCGACGUGGAAGUUGCCGCCAGAGAUGCAGUUCUGCGCGAGCAAGAAAUUGCUACUCAAAAAAUCAUUCAGGGUCAGAGAGAGGCUGGAGCUGCAGUUGUACCUCCUAGAGAUGGAUUGGAUCUCUUCUCAGAGCGCCGUGACCCUAAUGCUCUAAAGGAGCAUUUACUAAAGAUGGCAUCAGAGCACCGUGCAGAAAUGGCUUCAAAGCGGGGGAAGCCUAAUUUGCCUGAAGGUAACAUAGAAAUUGGAAAUGGGUAUGGUGUACCUGGUGGAGGUGCUUAUUAUGGUGCUUCAAGGCCUAAUUUUUCUAUGGCAGGAAAUAUAGAUCCUGUAAACAAUAAGACAGGCCAGAAAACUCCUGAGCUUGAUAAAGAAUCAGAAAGCAAACCUGCAGCUAAAGAAUUGCCAGAGUACCUUAAGAAGAAGCUGAAAGCAAGAGGCAUUCUUAAAGAUGAUAAUGAUUUAUCAAAAACUAAUAAUUUUCAGAAAGUGGAGGCUGGUUCUACUGAGCUUGCACAAAUUGGGAAGCUGCCUCCAGGAUGGGUUCAAUGGGAAAGGCCUGGUGCGACAUCUACUAGUGGACAAAUGCCAUUACUUUCACAACUUCCAGGAGAUUGGGUGGAAGCAGUAGAUGACACAACAGGUUGUAGAUAUUAUUACAAUACAAAGACCAAAGUAUCACAAUGGGAGCACCCUAAUUCAUCAAAUCACGCUGCAUCAGAAAAUACAGGCACCAUGGUGUCUGAAAAUGUUGCUGAUGCAAAUUGGGUUAAUCAUUCAUCAAACCCAGAUAAAUGCAUGGGAUGUGGUGGUUGGGGAGUUGGCCUUGUACAGUCAUGGGGUUACUGCAAUCACUGCACACGAGUACUUAGACUUCCAGAGUGUCAGUACCUGUCAACCAGCUUGAAUCAGCCACAACAGAGAUGCAAUUCUGCAAAGGCCACAGAAGAUUCUGAGAAAAAGCCUCCAAAACAGAGGUCGAACUGGAAACCUCCCAUGGGAAAAGGAAACAGAAGAGACAACAGGAAGCGUACUUACUCUGAGGAUGAUGAGUUGGAUCCCAUGGACCCAAGCUCGUAUUCAGAUGCUCCUCGUGGUGGUUGGGUUGUAGGACUGAAAGGAGUACAGCCUCGAGCAGCUGAUACCACUGCAACCGGUCCACUGUUUCAACAACGUCCAUAUCCUUCACCAGGAGCUGUCUUGCGGAGGAAUGCCGAAAUUGCUUCAAAUACAAAGAAACCAAACUCCCAUUUGACGCCUUUAACAAAGAGAGGCGAUGGCAGUGAUGGCCUUGGUGAUGCUGACUGAGUCUCAAAGUCAUGCUCUCUUAUUUUAUCUGAACAUACGAGGAUUGCACAUCCUUCAGCAAGACCAUGUAUCAUGUGGUAUAAUUUUUUGCCCUACACUACGCCUUAGGUACAUAUGUGGACGGAUGAUUGGAAAGCUGAGGUGCUGAAAAUUAAACUUCCUGUUUCAUUGCAUAUGCCGUAAUAUGUGCGCGGAAUUUCUAAUUAAUGCAUCAAUACUAUAUGGAUGCAAGAUUAUCGGAGGGAGGGAGGGAGAGAGAAAAGAAAUCAGAAAUCUCCUCUCAUUGUAUUUAGAAAAAAUUAGUCUUGAAUGGAUUUAUGGAUUUCUUGUGGAGUAGAAGCUAUGAUCACAGUUCAUCUUUUACGUUGGUCAAUCAACAAAUUGGACUUUUGCAAUUGAGUUUCCUAUUUUGUAAUCUAAAUUGCAAAACAUGAACUUUUAGAUGGAAGGAUAGCCCUUAAUAUAAGAAACUCCCCCUUCAACUAAUGGUUUAAGUCAUGCAGUUAAUAUUUUUUUUCC